This is a messenger RNA of Erythranthe guttata (spotted monkey flower), 1578 nucleotides long. RefSeq lists its product as hypothetical. Lineage: Eukaryota; Viridiplantae; Streptophyta; Magnoliopsida; Lamiales; Phrymaceae. The record is from RefSeq and is a predicted model, not a curated record.
ACAAGGCCGAUUUUUGAAAGCAUAAAAAGGGCCAUUUCUCAACCCCAUUUGAAACCAAGCUCAAACAAUAAAUACUAUCACUGUUUCUUUCUCUUUUUUUUUUUUUAACUUAGUUUCUGAGUGAGUAGCAACAGAUGUAUUAUUGUAGUGAAUCAAGAAUGGGUGGAUUCACUGUCUUUGUCGGUGGUGCUGCUUUGCGCCGCUGCUUGUUGCCAUGCUUUCCCCUUCAGAGAUGGACUAUUGGACAAUGGCGACUUCGAGAUGGCGCCCGCCAAAUCCGAUCUCAAUGGCACAAUUGUGCUCAAGCCACACGCAAUACCGAAGUGGCAGAUUUCCGGCUUUGUGGAGUACAUAAAAGCCGGGCAAAAGCAAGGCGACAUGCUCUUGGUUGUUCCGGAAGGUUACGCGGCAGUUAGGCUCGGGAACGAGGCUUCCGUGAAGCAAUACGUAAACGUGACGAAAGGGAUGUAUUAUUCGAUCACGUUUAGUGCGGCAAGAACUUGUGCUCAGGAGGAGAUGGUGAACGUUUCGGUGGCACCCGAUUUCGGCGUGCUGCCUAUUCAGACUCUGUACAGUAGCAAUGGAUGGGAUUCGUACGCGUGGGCUUUUCGAACGAGCUCUAGUGUGGCGGAGAUUCUGAUUCAUAAUCCGGGCGUGGAGGAGGAUCCGGCUUGCGGGCCCCUCAUUGACGCAAUCGCUAUUCGGGCCUUGUAUCCACCUAGGCCAACCAGGGAUAAUCUCCUAAAAAACGGGGACUUUGAAGAAGGCGCGUACAUACUACCCAAGACAAGCUGGGGCGUCCUCAUCCCCCCAAACAUCGAGGACGACAACUCACCGCUGCCAGCCUGGAUGGUGGAGUCACUCAAAGCAGUCAAGUACAUCGACCGGGCCCACUUCUCGGUGCCACACGGAGAACGAGCAAUCGAGCUAGUUGGCGGGAAAGAGAGUGCCAUCGCACAGGUGGCGAGGACGAUAGCUGGCAAGACCUACCAGCUCACUUUCGCAGUGGGCGAUGCCAGCAACUCCUGCGAGGGGUCCAUGAUCGUCGAGGCGUUUGCUGGCAGAGAUACGGUCAAAGUCCCGUACGAGUCGAGGGGCAAAGGCGGGUAUAAACGUGCGGUGCUCCGUUUCGUGGCCCCGACUAACCGGACCAGGAUUAUGUUCCUUAGCACUUACUACCACAUGAGGAGCGACGACUAUGCUUCGCUGUGUGGGCCCGUUGUUGACGAUGUGAAGCUGCUCAGCGUUCGUAAUCCGAGGAAGCUUGUCUGAAGAGAAAAGACCUCCGUUCGAUGACUAAUACUUAAGUAAUAUUGAACUGUGCCUCGUCUUUUUUUUUUUUUUUUUUUUUUUUUUUGUUUAUUUGGGGAAUUUUUCGGUUGCUAUGAAUACUGAGAUAUACCGACUUUGAAUUGAAGAUGUAACAGUAUAUAUAGAGAAGUGUGAUUUUCAUAUUGAGGUGUUAUAAUUAAGCCCCAAUAAACGACCACCGUCGCUGUCAUGAUCGAGACCUUGCGGCUUGCAUCGUGCGGUGCCGGUGACAGUAAGGAAUGCAAAUCGGUUUAUAAAAAAAAAAAA